Neurospora tetrasperma FGSC 2508 is the source of this 1497-nucleotide messenger RNA. RefSeq lists its product as uncharacterized. Gene Ontology annotation, molecular function: Hsp70 protein binding; ribosome binding. The record is from RefSeq and is a predicted model, not a curated record. The transcript is spliced from 2 exons. Lineage: Eukaryota; Fungi; Ascomycota; Sordariomycetes; Sordariales; Sordariaceae. Bases 43 to 1380 code for a protein of 445 amino acids. Gene Ontology annotation, biological process: regulation of translational fidelity; 'de novo' cotranslational protein folding. Gene Ontology annotation, cellular component: cytosol.
CUCCCAACCCAACCAUCACCAUCCUCAUCAUCAGCCGCAAAAAUGACUACUGUGGUUCCCCUUCCUCUCCCCACCCUCCCUGAGGGCUGGACCGCCGAGAAGGACUUCAAGCCCAUCGGCAAGAUUGCCCAGAAUGAGGCUACCCAGCGCACCAUCGAGCCCGUCGGCCCUCACUUCCUCGCCCACGCCCGCCGCGCCCGCCACAAGCGCACCUUCUCCGAGGAUGACCGUAUCCAGGCCCAGGAGCGUGCCAAGAACGUCGAGGAGGAUAACGAGAGCGACCUCAGCGAGCCCGAGGACCCCAUGAUGCUCUCUCGCGACGCCAAGGACUGGAAGCAACAAGAUCACUACAAGGUUCUCGGCCUUUCCAAAUACCGCUGGAGGGCCACUGAGGAGCAGAUCAAGCGCGCUCACCGCAAGAAGGUCCUCAAGCACCACCCCGAUAAGAAGGCCGCCGCUGGCCGCACCGAGGACGACAACUUCUUCAAGUGCAUCCAGAAGGCCACCGAAGUCCUCCUCGACCCCAUCAAGCGCCGCCAGUUCGAUUCCGUUGAUGAGGAAGCCGAUGUCGAGCCCCCCACCAAGAAGCAGCUUCAAAAGGGCAACUUCUACAAGCUCUGGGGCAACGUCUUCAAGGCUGAGGGCCGUUUCAGCAACACCCAGCCCGUCCCCAGCUUCGGCAACGAGAACUCUACCCGCGAGGAGGUCGAGAACUUCUACAACUUCUUCUACAACUUCGACAGCUGGAGGUCGUUCGAGUACCUCGAUGAGGAUGUUCCCGAUGACAGCGAGUCCCGCGACCAGAGACGCCACACCGAGCGCAAGAACCUCAACACCCGCAAGAAGAGAAAGGCUGAAGACAAUGCUCGUCUUCGCAAGCUGCUCGAUGACUGCUCGGCCGCCGAUGAGCGUAUCAAGAAGUUCCGCCAGGAGGCCAACGCCGCCAAGAACAAGAAGAGGCUCGAGAAGGAGGCUGCCGAGAAGAAGGCCGCUGAGGAGGCCGCUGCCAAGAAGGCUGCCGAGGAGGCUGCCGCUAAGGAGGCUGAGGAGAAGGCCAAGGCCGACCGUGAGGCAAGCAAGAAGGCCAAGGAGGCUGCUAAGAACGCUGUCAAGAAGAACAAGCGUGUCCUCCGUGGCUCCGUCAAGGAUGCCAACUACUUCGUUGAGGGCGAUGCUUCCGUUGCCACCAUCGAUGCCGUUCUCGGUGAUGUUGAGCUUAUCCAGGCGAAGAUCGAUCCCGAUGAGAUCGCUGCCCUCGCUGGCAAGCUCAACAACCUUAAGGUCGCUGACGAGAUCAAGGCUGUCUGGAACGAGGAGGCCGCCCGCCUUGUCGGUGCCGGCAAGAUCAACGCCGGUGACCUCAAGGCUCUUUCUGCUUAAACGAUCUGUUACCGAGUCAUGAGAUAAUAGUGAAUGUUCAUGUUGGCGUUUGUCUAUAACUACUAGAAUUUAGACGUGGAGAAAAACAGAGAUGUUGACUGAUACCAUUGGAGAUGG